Molecule: messenger RNA, 2774 nt
Organism: Leopardus geoffroyi (Geoffroy's cat)
Lineage: Eukaryota; Metazoa; Chordata; Mammalia; Carnivora; Felidae
Gene: HMGN4
Product: high mobility group nucleosomal binding domain 4
Exons: 2
Coding region: 823-1107 (94 amino acids)
Biological process (GO): chromatin organization
Cellular component (GO): chromatin; nucleus
Molecular function (GO): nucleosomal DNA binding
Source: RefSeq, a predicted model, not a curated record
UGUGUCCCGAUGCCCUCUUAUAAGGACAGGAAUGCUGUCGGAUUGGGGCCCACCCUUACGUCCUCAUUUUACCUUAACUGCCUUUUUAAAGGCCCUGCCUCCAACUGCAGUCACAGUGUGAGGUCCUGGGGGUCAGGACUUCUACCUAUGAAUUGGGGGAGGGGGGGUGCAAAUUCAGCUCACUUCUGGAGGCUGAGAUGGAUGUAUCACGUAUCCUGUUGACACAGUUUGGAGAAUCCCCAGCAGUGCGUCUCCCAGAGGAUCAUAGCACAGCUGCCUCGAAGUCGGCGUUAGCAGGUUUCUCCUGCACAUGAAAGCUAGGAUUUACUCUUCAUUUGACUAUUAGGUGUUUUAGGCUAUUUCUGCCAGUUAAUUUCAACUUCCUAGGUCUCUUGCUAAUGGACAAAUGCACAUCUUCGUAGCUAACAGAAGCAUUUUAAGGAAAGGAUGUUGCCUCUCCCCCGGGGGCUGCUGAGGGAGAGAGAGCCUGAUCGUUGCGGAACAAGCAUUCUGGUUAAACGAAGAGUUCUCCGUGAGGUGUGCAACGUGGGAGACAGUGAUUGAGAGUCUCACUGGGUUCCUGUUCUGUUCUCUGUUGCAAUAGCACUUCCAAGGACAAAGCUGUAUUCCCAAAGGGGGACUGUUAAAUUCCUAAAACUUGAAACAUUGUUGCGGUGUCUUGAUCAUUUCUUGCCCUGGAGAUAGCCAUGGAAAGUCCUAUUUCUGGAUUCCCGCAGUUACAACAUUAGAAAUCUUCCCGGAAGCAGUGUGAGGAAGGCAGAAGCCGCCGCCCUCCCUGGCCUGGCGAAGCCACCCGCCACCAUGCCCAAGAGAAAGGCAAAAGGCGAUGCUAAAGGUGACAAAGCCAAGGUGAAGGGUGAGCCGCAGAGGAGAUCUGCGCGGCUGUCUGCCAAACCCGCUCCCCCAAAACCGGAAGCCAGGCCUCCAAAGGCCGCUGCCAGGAAGGCCGAGAAGCGGCCCAAGGGGAGAAAGGGGAAAGCAGAGGGUGACAGAGUUGGGGACAAGGCCGGGGACAAGGCCGGGAAGAACCCGGACGCUUCCACGGCCCCGUCACAGAAAGCAGAAGGCAGCGGGGACGCCAAAUGAAAUGUACUUUUUUCAUAACUCAACUUCUAGCGACUCUGCUGUUCGAGAUACUGUCUGUCUUCAAUCAACUUUUAUAAAAGUGUAGAACUUGGGCUCUUAUUUCCAACUUCCGCCGUUGGCAUACAAGACACGUUGUUGUUGUCCCCUGUGGCAAGUGCAAGUCCCGCUGACAGAAUGUCUCCGGGGCCCGAUUGAAAUGGGGGGAGAUGGCGCCUCGUGUCCUCACUGUUGAAGAUUAUUCUUGGUUCCCGGGAGGGGUCUCCUGUCAGCCCCCCCGGGGCUCAGAAGCCUUCCGGCAUGGAGAAGCAAAACCUCAUGGCUUCUCUCCUGAGGCGAGCAGCAUACACUGGCCUUCCUGGAAUAGUCAUGACGCGGCCUUGGCACCCCCAGCCUCCUGUCGGGUGAUCACACUCAGGCCUUCUGGCUGGAACGUCAAGAUGGCGUUGCCCCAAAGAGCCAGGAUUCCUGUGUGUAGUUGGCGGGCGAUCCCAGUGGCCAUCCUGGACUUUUUAGCUCCUCUCCCCCACGUCAGAGUUGACCCGUGAAAAGAUCUCGCGUAGCUCAUGCGAAAUAUCCACGCCUCCCGAGAACGUCACCUUUUCAGAAGAGCAACAGGAGACUGUUGACUUGGGGGGGGCGGGGGGGGUAGUUUGAAUGUUGUCGGGUGUUGUGUGGAUUGAUUGUCACCCGUGUCCUCCUGGAAGUGGCUGGUCCUGAAAAGUAUCUUAUAAAAGCUGAAUAUGUAUUAGCUUGGUGGGAGGGGGAUCAUUUCCUACCCACAGCCCUAGAGAUGUUCUUUACUGCACCUUAAACAUAGUUUGACGUUUCACACUUGUCCGCAGUCUUCUCUGCACUGAUCGGCGUGCAAAGUAUGAGAUAGAAGUUCAAUAUAAUAUUUUGUCCAGGUGGAUAAGCAGUGGUCGUCGCUGCACCAUUUUCUGAAGAGUUCAUUCCUGCCCAUGGAUCUGGAACACCAGCUCUUUCGAAAACGGAGUCUCUUGGGGGUGGGUGGGUGCGGGGCAGGGCGGGCGUGGAUUCUCUUCUGACUCACUGGUCAGUUUGCCCAACCCCACGGCAGUGCAGUAUAGUCCUGAGCACUACAGCUUUUAGAAAGAGGUCUUGGUAUCUCAGGACAAAUCUCACCCCCACCUCCAAAAUAAAAUCUCCACCAAACUUGUCUUCUUCGGGAGCAUCGUGGCCAUCCUCAGCCGUUUGCUAACGGCUUUUAGAAUUCGAUUUGCUACAACUUUUAGAAUUAGAUUGAUCAGUCCUUUUAUUUAAAAAUUUUUUUUAAUGUCUAUUCAUUUUUGAGAGACAGAGAGAGACAGAGUGUGCGUAGGGGAGGGGCAGAGAGAGAGGGAGACACAGAAUCCCAAGCAGGCUCCAGGCUCUGAGCUGCCAGCACGGAGCCUGAUGUGUGGCUCGAACUCACGAAUCGCGAGAUCAUGACCUGAGCCGACAUCGGACGCUUAGCCGACUGAGCCACCCCGGCGCCCCUAGAUUGACCAGUUCUAAAACAAAACAAAAAUGCUGGAAUUUUUAUUGGACUUCUAUUGAAUUCAUAGACUAAUUACAAUGUUGAGUCUUCCCUUGAACAUGAUGUAGCUCUUCAUUUAUUUAACCUUUUUAAGUGUCUUUCAAUAAAGUUUUAUAAUUUUCUCCAUAAA